AUGCAACAAUCGUCAGGAUACGAGAAAGCAAAGCUGUCAGGGAUAGGAGGGGUGUUCAAAUCUCUAACAAAAUCUUUCAAACCGACAACCGGUCGAGUGCCUGUGGUCAUAAAUGCUAAAGUUGUAGGAGGAGGGGCAGAAAUGCCCAGAUUCUUGCAACAGCUUCGAAGUGACUCCCUUGCAGCUAGAGUCGAGGCAGCCAAUGAGAUAAGCAAGCUUGUUCUGAAGGUUUCCAUCUCCUCAACGAUGGAGAUCUGGUAUUUGGCACGAGAUCUCUGCCAAAAGGAACAUCAGUCUGCAGUCAGAAGAAGUGGUCUCCGCGUUCUCGUCGAAUGCAUUAAGAAAAAUGAGGCUUCCAUUGGUGACCGACUCAUAUAUUAUAAGGAUAUUACUAGACUAUGUGCACAUGCAAAUGGCAGUUUAGAUCCUGAAUUCGACUUGUUUUUGGAAGCGCUUAUUCAUUUAACAGAAAACGGAAAAGAGCUCCAUGAUCUAAAUAUGUAUAGCCAAGACCAAUCUUGGAGCGAAUUUGUUUUGCGCAACUAUGGUAUUGCAAGUCAAGCAGCGCCUUCCUUCAAUAAGACCGGGGCCAAGGACCGAGGCUACCUACUUUUUACCAAAAUGACCGAAUACUUGAAGAGCUGCCUCAAAUACAAUUUUGGACUAGUUACAGAUCAAUUUGUCCUGAAGGUUCUUCACAUAGUGCUGUCGGUCUCUUUCGAGACCAAUAGUAUUCCUCUACUCCAGAAAUUGUGCAGCCUAGUCAACACAAUUACAAUUUUUGGCCACGUACCAUCAACUGCGCGGCAGGAGACAAUCACUCUUCUAUGUUGGCUGUCCUCCUAUGCAAUUGAUCUACAGGAAAUGUCAUGGGAGUCUCUCGUGAAGAUAAUGAUUGAAAGGCCAAAUGAAACUCUUGUUGAUGUCAUUUCGAUCAUCAGACAGCCUACAGUGCAAGACAAUGCCACUUUUCACAUUCUUUCCGAUGAGGAUUCACUACCUGCUCUUAGUGCUCUACCCAGGCCCUUUCUAACUGCUCUAGGCGCGAUAGGUUCACUAGAGCAGCUACUUCUUCACAUCAGUGCCAGCGACUUAAUAAGCAAAUCUAUCUUAUCCUGGGGUAGCCUUUACGCGGAUGUUACCGAUCCAAGGAUUUGUGACAUUCCUUUAUUGAACACAGGCAUCCUUCGAAUGUUCGAUCGUCUCAUGUCAAAUGCUAUCAGAAUUGGAUCACAUUCCAAAUCAUCAUUCACUUCGUUAUUUCCGUUCAGAAUUUGGUGUAUAUCAUCAGGCGGUUUGUUAGACAUUCUUCUGAGACUACAUCUCAACAGCAGUCUGGAUCGCGAUUACUGGUGCUCUAUUUGCACCUCGUUACUCUCAAGGUUCCAACUCAAUGAGAUACCAGUCACUAAAGAUAGCUUUGUGGAGUUCCUAUUGAGAAAGCAUGUAUGCUUUCCCGAUACAAUCGCCAACUAUAUUUUGGACUACUAUCAAGAUUGCAAAAAGUGUGUUUCAUUUAGUUCAAAUUGGAAAGAAGACUGCGAUAUUGUACUUGAAUCAUUUUUUCACACGUCCAGCAACAAAACUCUUCCCACUGAUAUCAGAAUUAAGGCACUUCGAGUUAUCAAUGAAGCUUUCGAGCUUUCAGUUGCUUAUUGCGAUGACUACAGUAUUGGCAAAGACUACUUGAUCAAUAUCGUUUGCAAUCUCAAGGGAGAAAAUGAUGCAGCUCUCAUCGAGUAUGUUUAUCAAGAAUUGAUGUUUGGCCUCAUAACAAAGUCUUCACUUCCUUUUCUACGAGACAUUAUGAGCAUCUUCGAGCUACAAACGUAUCAGAAACCCACAAAGGCGAGACUAAAGAGCAUCGUUUCACUCACCUCUUUUACUCACACCGGGCCAAGGCGUGUUGAUUCUGUCAAGAGUGAUCGAGAAAGUGAUGUCAACACUGUGACUUUGAAACAAACUUAUCUGUGUGAGUUAGCCAAAGUGUUGUGCAAAUCUUUUUUUGUACUCUCAAAUACCAAACCCGAGGCUGCAACAAUAAUUUUUGAUUUUCUUACUGCGUUUUGCAGCGCCACGCUCGCAGAUGAAGACUUUGAAGCAGCUCUUGUUCUAAUUCGAGGCCUCAUAAGAAUUCGCUGCACCGUGGAGGGGUACGUCUUUUUAUGUCAACCAUCCGAUAUGGAAGGACUUGCAACUACGAUGAAUAGAAACACACUAAUUGGCUCGUACAAGCCUUUACCUGGACAUGAAUGGAGCUAUCCCGAACAUAAACUGUAUCUUCCUGAAAGCACAUUCAAUCAACCAAACAGGUCCCUCAUAGUGUUUAAUGCCGCGUCCGCAAAAUUAAAUACUCCCAAGAAAGGUACGUCAGCGCUCGACUUGUCGAAAUGGUUCUCUAUAGUCUCCAAAAUUACCGAAGAACAGUAUCACUGGGAAUUGUAUUCCUAUGUAUGGGCUCACUUCUGUUCACAAUUGAGUAAUGUCAGACUUUUUGAAGGAAACGAAACAUUUAUUACGAAUUUUCGCAAAACAGUUUGCGAUCAGUUAUUUCUCAACCUACCACCGUCAUUAUCAUUCCCUUUAUCGGAUCCUAAUGUGACCAAAGCUGACUUGUUGGUGGCUUUUAUUCGAACAUUGUCGUCGUUGAUGGGAUACCAUCAUUUGUUCAACAAACAAGAGGAGGAUCAAAUCAUUAGCUCCCUAUUGUCAAGUUUGGCAUCAUGGGAGAAAACUGCAAUUCCAAGUAUUCACAUGUUGACCAUUUGUUGCUACGAAAUUCCAGAGUCUUUGAAGAAGUAUUUGAUUCCGAUUCUUACUAGAUUGCAAACAAGUAUUACAAGCGCAUUUGCGAGUAGUCACACUCUAGAAUUUCUCAUGGCCUUGAUCCAAGUCCCCACAUUAACAGAUAACUUCACUAUUGAUGAAUUCAAAAGAGUCUUUGCAAUCACCUUUAGAUACAUUGAGCAUGCUAUGGAUAUGAAGAAAAGAAAUGUUCUCACUACUAAACCUUCUGAGGAGGAUGGGGCACGUUUGCAACAUCAUGGUGUUGAUGCCGAGGUCGACAAAAAAGUCUCAACCCAAUGGACCGAGAUCACCCCAAUGUUGCACCAAUACCUAUUGACAACCUCCUUUGACGUCCUCAGUCAAUGGUUUCUCAAAAUUCGGUUGGAAGAUAGAUCUCAGGUGAGCGCAUUCAUUACCAAGAACAUUGUUAUGUGCGGGGGAGCAGAGAAAUUUCAAGACCUAGAUGAUGUUACAAUUGCUCACUUAGAUUUUGUGGCUAGAUUCACCUACAGUAACUUACCUUUGAGAAUCCUCAAUCUAAGGAAGCAGUCAGACCAAUCCAAUAUGUCAAGCAACAAAUGGAUAAUUGGUCAGGCAGUAGUUGGGAUAGAUGUCAAUAUGAAGACCGGCGAUUCUGUUAUCUCGUUGAGGCGGCCUACAGGAUGCUCCGUAUUUGACUUGAAGCUCAAUCCCCGGAUGACCGAAAACAUGACGAACCCUGGUAAGGCCAACCUAUUCACCAGUAGUUACUUGUUGCUACAGUUGUACAAGCCUUUAGACCAAGAUUCAUCAUCUAAGCCAAUUCCUCUCUUAGAUGAUUCCGCAACUGAGCGCGCGAUAGGUGCAUUUGAUCGUUUGCCAGUAGUCUCACACCACAAGGCUGGCAUCAUAUACAUUGGACCAGGUCAGAGUGAAGAAGUUGAAAUUCUUGCUAAUACUGUCGGAUCUUUGGACUACCAACAAUUUUUAGACGGCAUCGGACGCAUGAUUCGACUCAGUGAAGCGAGCUCGGUGUAUGUUGGUGGACUCGAUAAAGAAAACGGCAUUGACGGGGACUUUGCUUACUUUUGGAGUGAUGAACUAACUCAAUUGAUCUUUCAUGCCACCACUCUCAUGCCAACAACGUACAAUGACAAAUAUCUCCUGCUCAAAAAGAGACACAUCGGUAACAACUACGUGAAUGUUUUUUUCGAUGAAUCAGGCCUACCAUUCAAUUUCAACGUGAUAAGAUCUCAGUUCAAUUUUAUCAAUAUCGUCAUUUCUCCUCAUACUAUCAGCUCCAACCCUGCGGCUAACCCAGGAAAUAAGUUUUACAAAGUGAAGACAUACAGACGAAGCGAAGUUCCAGGAGUCUUUUCAACAUCUCACUACAAGCUUAUAUCUCUUGAGCAACUUCCCAAAUUUAUACGAAACAGUGUCUUGAUGGCUAAUCGCCUUGCUCACAUAUGGCACGAGUCAGUUGAUGGCAUCUUCGUAACUAAUUGGGAGAUGAGAGUGAAACAGUUACGCGCGCUCAGAGAGCGGGCACUAGCAUCUCACGCGGCGCUCCAAGACGAGCAAAAGAAACACCACGACGAGCAAGGCUCUCUCAAGACGCAGGGAGGCGGAACUGACGCAGCUUCCGCUACGAUGAUUCAGUCAUUUUUGGAGCAGCUCCAGGCUCCAGGAGUCACCUCUUUUACAAAUAACCCACUUCAGACUGUGCGUUAUGAACAUCCAGCACCAACUGAUAGUGAGUUGCAUCAUCUUUUGGAGUUCAACCUGUACACAUAUUAA
Messenger RNA from Australozyma saopauloensis, 4563 nucleotides. It is a transcript of the gene TSC2, whose product is annotated as Tsc2p. The transcript has a single exon. Gene Ontology annotation, cellular component: nucleus; cytoplasm; TSC1-TSC2 complex. NCBI's taxonomy places the organism in Eukaryota, Fungi, Ascomycota, Pichiomycetes, Serinales, Metschnikowiaceae. Gene Ontology annotation, molecular function: GTPase activator activity. Bases 1 to 4563 code for a protein of 1520 amino acids. Gene Ontology annotation, biological process: positive regulation of GTPase activity; negative regulation of TOR signaling; regulation of small GTPase mediated signal transduction. The record is from RefSeq and is a predicted model, not a curated record.